GCUGCUUCCGGCGUCAGCGGCGCUGUCGCUGCCUCCGUGCGAUGGCUGCGUUGAGUCGGCAGGUCUCGGCUUGGCAUCACCUGAUCCCCCUCACCUGGUCCCUUAUUGCUAGGCAGACUGCUCAGCUUGGAGAACAGAAGAGGACGGCUGCUUUUUCGCUGCGUAAACUGACAACGGUCUCCAGCGGGGGGGGCCUCGGGGAGUCACCCUUUGUUGAACCCCAGAAGUGCACGCAAGAACCAGAGCACAGGACGGGGCUGACUCAGUGCCUCCUUGAGAAGCAGAGGAUGGCUGUGGAACGAGGGAAGAUCGUCAGUUCCCUCCUGGACAUGGGUUUCAGUGAUGUCCAUGUUAACGAACUGCUCAGUAUACAGCCAGCUACCCACCCUCAGCAGUUGCUGGACAUCAUUUCAGAAUUAAUACUCCUGGGUCUGAAUCCAGAGCCUGUGUGUGUGGCCUUCAAGAAAAGUCCUCAGUUACUGAAACUGCCUGUCAUGCAAAUGAAGAAGCGCUCCAGUUACCUGCGAAAGCUGGGGCUUGGAGAAGGGAAAUUAAAGAGGGUGCUUUACUGUUGCCCUGAAAUUUUCACCAUGCGUCAGCGGGACAUUGAGAUCAUCGUCGGGGUUCUCAAGGAGAAGUGCCUUUUCACGGUAAAGCAAGUCACCGAGAUUUUGCACAGAUGCCCCUGUGUUCUUCGGGAGGACCCUGGUGAACUGGAAUACAAAUUCCAGUAUGCCUAUUUCAGGAUGGGGAUUAACCAUGUGGAUGUGGUGAAGACCGACUUCCUGCAGUACUCCAUGACCAAGACCAAGGAGAGGCACGUGUUCCUGGAGCGCCUGGGCCGGUACCAGACCCCCGACAAGAAGGGGCAGACGCUGGUCCCCAACCCUUUACUCAAGGACAUCCUCAGGGUGUCAGAAGCUGAGUUUCUGGCCAAGACAGCCUGUUCUUCAGCUGAGGAGUUUGAGGUUUUUAAGAAACUCUUGGCCCGGGAGGAGGAGGAGUCUGAGGGCCGUAUGGCUGACGACGAAAGUCUGGAGGAGGAGGAGGAGGAGGAGGAGCCGGAGGAAGGGGAGGAGCGGGAGCCGUGAUGGACGGACUGGAGUGAAAAGAGCCCAGCGAGAUCAAAGGCUGGUCCAUAUGAUGGAGCACUAGCCUGCGAACGAUCAGCAUAAAUAAUCUGCUGGCGGAGGAGAGCCGGGCGAAGCGCUUCCAGUGUGGCCUCAUCGCUGCCCCUUCCUCCCAGCCCCACCGUCUCUGCUUUGGAAGCUGUUGAUAGCAGUUCCUCCUCAAUUUUGUUGCUAGCUCUCAAAGGGAGAAUUCUUUCUCUGACCUCGGAAUCUGAGAACUGGUUUCUGAAGGUUGCAGAAGCAUUCCUGGUGGACAGCCUUGCCAUCCAGGGCUGACGUGUGUGCCGUGGGUGCGCAUUCACCGUGGCGCAGACCGCCCCCUAGGAGACCGCAGCCUGGGGUAUGUCAGAUGUGGGUUCUGUCCCGGAGGUCUCCCUGGUUGUGGCUGGGCAAGGAGGUGGCUGGUGCUUGCCUGGCCUGGCCGUCUGUCUUCCAGAGGCCAGAGGAGAGAAGCCUCUCAGGGCACCGACUCCAGCCAGGACCUUGUUUUCAAUCCAAUUUUAGACCUCGUCUUCCUGGGCUUUAGAAACUCGUGAGGUUGAUGGAGCAUAACAAGAGCAUCCUGAUCCUUAGAAGAGAAAACAGACCGGGGCGUGAGGAGGAGGAUAGUGGUACCCGUUUCUCUUUACAGCGGCGGCUCCCAGGUUGCUGGUCCUGGAGGACCUGAAGAGCUUGCCACAUCUGUGAAGUUUGUUCCCUGUGACAUGGCAGUGGGUGCUGGGGGGCAGGCUCGUGGAGGACUGACUAUACCCCCCAGUGUUGGGGACAUGUGGGUAGCAUUGCAGCUUAAAUUUGAAAUCUGCAGGCUGCAACCCCCUUCAUUUGGUGACGCCUUGGAUCUUUUCUCUGAAGGCAUGGGCUGUCCCUGGUCUCUCUCGACUGAAUGAAUUCUUGCACUUUGUUCUUGGAUGUGUGUGUGUGUGUGUGUGAAUGUUUCCUGCUUAUUUGUGUUUUCUCCAUUGUCUUAAGAAUGGGUAUCCUAAAAGCCAGUAUUUGAUAAUUUAACAAUUGAGGGUUUCUGAUUUGUUUUUAUAGAAAUUGAUUCAUUGAAUGAGGUUAAAAAUAUAUAUAUUAUCUUUCAGAUGACUUAUUGCAAUAUAAAUGUUUCACACCCCAGUUAUAUCUGUGGGUGGUGAAUUGCUUGCAAGCCUUGGAGUGCAUGUUUUGGGUACAUGGGGGUUGGGGGGAGUGAUGCCUUUGAGUAGGUGGGACCUGAACGCAGAGACUUGACGGGAACUGAACGCCUGCCUGAGGUCACACGUUCUUGCUCACGUGCCGCUGCCCAACCUGUGGGUCCCAGCCUCUGCUUCCCCUGCUUGGUUGGUGAACGUUCUGCUUUAGUGUCAGCCUAUACCUGCGAAGCUCUUUUGCUUCUGGUUGUUUAUAAAGGUCUCUGAGUAACAUUUCUUCUUCAUCUCCUCAGCCAUAUAAAAAAAUGUAGCCUGUCUGUGAAGCUGCUUGGUACCCAGGAGUCUCACUCCCCUCCUACACCACCAGGAAGAUGGGCUUCUGGGCUCCUUUAUGGAGCUCGAGUGGUGAGCUCUCCUGGGUCAGCCAGAAUACCUCUUUCAUUCCCAGUGCGUCACGUUGAUAAGAAAUUGUGUCGGGCUGUGGAUGGGUCUCUGUGGCUUAGCCUAGGAUCUUCCAAAUUAUCGUGAAGGUUUCCACAGAGUGUGCGUGUGAGGGGGUGGGAGUCACAUGGGGCUCACUUGCCACAAGAGGUUGGGAAAUGCUGGAUUAAACAAGAAUAGCGUUGGAAAGUUUUUUUCAUUUCAGGGUUUCUGAAUGCUUAGGAUGCCUGUGUUCAUUGGCACUCUCCCAGUGAGAGAGGCUCAGGACUUGCCCAAAGUUAUGUGAUCAAGGCCGCACACCCUUUCUCAAUGGACUUCCAUUUACAGGGUCUGGAAAGCACUCCUAGAAUUCCUCUGCCUUCUGGCAUCCCAGGCCCCUCCCACUGUCCCCCCUCGCCUGCCCUCCCAGCAGCCCGUCAGUCCCACCUCCCUCUGGGUGCAGGUGGUCUUCGGCCUCUCUAAGAGCUCACCCGCCCCCUCCAUUGCCAUUGCUGAUGACCGGGGAAGGGGUUUUCUGCCCAUUGAGAUAGAGUGGGAUGCGAUGUAUCAGACCAAGUUUAUGUCUAUUGGGAGGCCUUCCUUAAGUAUUAUUUUUCUCACCCAUUGUAACCCCCUUAGGCAGUUCUGAAACCUUCUGGUCUGAGUUGAUGACACAGAGCACAGACUGAGCUUUCUUCUCAGAGCUCCGCAAGGAGACAGCAGCCCUCCCGAGGACCGAGUGCCGGGGGGAUGUCCCUCAGCCUUCCCGGCAGCUCUGCUGGCUGUGGGAACGUACCUUAAGAUUUCUUCAGUGUAGGACUGUUACUUUGUUUCCUGAAAUAAUUAGAGAAAUGUGGCUUAUUAAAAAGAAACUGUGUCCCUGUAACUCUGCAGCUUCCUCGGCCCAGGCUGCCUGCUGUGGUCCUGUCUUGUCUGUAGGUCACAUGUGUUCCAGUUUGGGGAGCGUGGUAGUGAGACGCUGACAGAGAUGAGCGUUUGAGUCUGUGUGUGCCCACCUGGCUUGGGGUGGGAGUCGUGGAGUGAUGAGGAAGGCUGCCUGGCUGGGUGUGAGUCAUGGAGAGUGAAAGGGGGUGUGGAGGAUGGGCGAUGGGAGACAGGUGAUGUGCUCGGGUAAGGCAGCAGGGUGGGUUUUUCCUGGACUCAGAAACGCAAGACCCAGUGCGUGUGGUGACUGGUCUAUGGAGGAUGUGACUGAGGUUUGGACUCUGUUGUCUGUACUCAGGCAGUGCAUUAUAUAAUAAUUCUGUGACUACCUUGAACCC
Messenger RNA from Eubalaena glacialis (North Atlantic right whale), 3963 nucleotides. RefSeq names its product mitochondrial transcription termination factor 4 (gene MTERF4). Gene Ontology annotation, biological process: mitochondrial ribosome assembly; regulation of DNA-templated transcription. The record is from RefSeq and is a predicted model, not a curated record. Lineage: Eukaryota; Metazoa; Chordata; Mammalia; Artiodactyla; Balaenidae. Gene Ontology annotation, molecular function: double-stranded DNA binding. The transcript is spliced from 5 exons. Gene Ontology annotation, cellular component: mitochondrion. The coding region runs from base 42 to 1091 and encodes 349 amino acids.